Molecule: messenger RNA, 1422 nt
Organism: Didymodactylos carnosus
Lineage: Eukaryota; Metazoa; Rotifera; Eurotatoria; Philodinida; Philodinidae
Source: the annotation of a GenBank genome assembly
AUGACGUAUCAACAAGUUCAAUAUAAAGGGCAAAAAAAAAAUAUUUCAAUUAGCGUGAUUGACAACCAAGAAUUUGUUUUGUUACAAGAUAUACAUGAUAUAUUUCCGAAAAUAACUGUUUUAUUAUCGAUUGAAGAUAAUCCAAUUCAAUUUGAAAUGGACGACAAAGGCAAUCGAUUAUUGCCAUUAAGAUUAAAAGCUUAUUCAAAUGAUGUACUUAUUGGAUAUUCACCAGAUGAUAGUGAUACGAGUGAUAAUAGCCAAGGAACAAUAGCAAUGACAACAAUGACAAUGGUAACAAAAACGAAGGAAAUGUUGCUUCCUCUAUUGAUAAAAUUAUUAUUUUUUCUGUUCAUUAUCGGACUCGAGUUGAAAAGUAAGUUUUUUCCUUCAAGUGCAGAAGCGGCUCCGCUAGUCGAAAUUGAUGAAAACAAUUCGACCGAAAUUGUUGAAAAAAAACAUAAUGUCACGGCGGAUGAUACCGAUGAAUUGAUAAAAAUGAAUAUAGAUUUUCGUGAACAAGAGCGUUGCUUGAACGUUCAACGACCAUUGAUAUCACAGGAAAUGACAUCAUUUUCUAACAUUCUUGAGAAAGGAUAUGUUACAGGUGUAACGUUUAACAGCUCUAUUGGAGAAAAUAAGGAAGCAACAAAAAUAUUUUCAGAAAAUUUAAAAGUAAACAGUGUAUUAACCGAGGUAACAUUUAAUAGUCCGUUGAGGGACGAUGAAAUUGAAGCUGUAACUGAUGCAUUGAAAGAAAAUGAGAAAUUAGAAAGUGUGCAAAUGGUCGGAGUUAUUUCAGAUAGAACAACAGAGCUUAUAGCUAAUGCAUUAAAAAUAAAUAAAAAAAUUGAUAGAAUCAUCAUCAAUGGAGAAAAGGUACCGUAUUUCGAUGAAGCUCCGACAGAUAAUCUCAGUAUGGUUCAAAACAAAAUAUCUGAUAUAGGUGCAAAAGUUCUUGCAAGUGUUCUUCAGACAAAUGAAAAACUCGAAAGUGUCGAUUUUUCAGUAAAUCGGAUAUCGAGUGACGGAGCAAAAUAUAUUGCACAAGCAUUAAGUUUUAAUGAACAUGUAACUUCACUUGAUCUGUCUAAAAAUAAAAUAUCGGAUGAUGGAGCCAUAGCUAUUGCGGAAGCAUUGAAAAUAAAUAAAUCUGUAACCUUUCUUGAUUUACACGGUAAUCAAAUAGCCGAUCGAGGUGCAAAGGCUAUCGGUGAAAUGCUUUCUCAAAAUACGACGUUACACUAUUUCCAUCUUGACCGUAAUAAAAUAUCAGAUAUUGGCGCAAAACAUAUUGAAAAAGGUUUAUGUGAAAAUAAAAACUUGUCAAUGUUUUGGCUUAGCGGUAAUCAAAUAUCGGAUAGUGUUAAUACUGAAAUACACGAAAAAGUAUCGGAAGUUAAUAAGGGUCUGUUGUGGUGA